Charadrius vociferus (killdeer) is the source of this 3945-nucleotide messenger RNA. It is a transcript of the gene TTLL5, whose product is annotated as tubulin tyrosine ligase-like family, member 5. The transcript has 33 exons. The record is from RefSeq and is a predicted model, not a curated record. Bases 1 to 3945 code for a protein of 1314 amino acids. Gene Ontology annotation, cellular component: cilium. Lineage: Eukaryota; Metazoa; Chordata; Aves; Charadriiformes; Charadriidae. Gene Ontology annotation, molecular function: tubulin binding; tubulin-glutamic acid ligase activity. Gene Ontology annotation, biological process: microtubule cytoskeleton organization; protein polyglutamylation.
AUGCCGGUUGGGAUGGCUCGAGAUCUGGAGGAAACUGGCUCAUCCUCAGAAGAGGAGGAGGAGGAAGAAGAUGUAGAUGGGCUGGAGGAUCAUCCGUGUAUCAAGUGGACUGGUGGUGGCUGCAGGCGGAUCCCAGUCAUGGUGUUUCAUGCUGAAGCUGUUCUGACCAACGACAGCUACCUCCGCCUAAUUGGAGAGCGCUACCACUUGUCCUAUAAGAUUGUGCGAACAGACAGCCGUCUGGUUCGAAGCAUUUUGACUGCCCAUGGAUUCCAUGAGGUGCACCCUAAUAGCAACGAUUAUAAUCUCAUGUGGACAGGAUCACACUUGAAGCCCUACUUGCUGCGUUCCCUUACAGAUAUUCAGAAAGUCAAUCAUUUCCCUAGGUCAUAUGAACUGACACGAAAGGACAGACUAUACAAGAAUGUCAGUCGUAUGCAGCUGGCCCAUGGAUUUAAGACAUUCCAUAUCUUACCUCAGACCUUCAUUCUCCCGACAGAGUACCAGGACUUCUGCAAUACCUAUUCUAAGGACAGAGGCCCAUGGAUAGUGAAGCCUGUUGCCUCUUCCCGGGGUCGAGGUGUCUACCUGAUAAACAACCCAAACCAGAUUGUCCUGGAAGAGAACAUCCUGGUUUCUCGUUACAUCAGCAACCCACUGCUCAUAGAUGAUUUCAAAUUUGAUGUGCGCCUCUAUGUUCUGGUUACAUCCUAUGAUCCACUUGUCAUCUAUCUCUACGAGGAAGGAUUGGCCAGGUUUGCAACGGUGAGAUAUGACCAGGCAUCCAAGAACAUUAAGAACCAGUUCAUGCAUCUGACCAACUACAGUGUCAACAAGAAGAGUGGAGAUUAUGUCAGCUGUGAUGAUCCUGAAGUAGAGGAUUAUGGAAACAAGUGGAGCAUGAGUGCAAUGCUGAGGUACUUAAAACAAGAGGGGAGAGACACUGCAGCGCUGAUGGCCAACGUGGAGGACCUGAUUAUCAAGACUGUAGUUUCUGCUGAGCUGGCCAUUGCCACAGCUUGUAAAACUUUUCUUUCCCAUCGUGGCAGUUGUUUUGAACUGUAUGGUUUUGAUGUCCUUAUUGAUGACACUCUGAAGCCCUGGCUGUUGGAAGUGAACUUAUCCCCAUCACUGGCCUGUGAUGCUCCUUUGGACCUGAAGAUCAAAGCUAGCAUGCUUUCAGAUAUGUUCACCCUCGUAGGCUUUGUGUGCCAGGAUCCAGGCCAGCGGUCAAGCCGGGCUAUUUAUCAUUCAUCUGAAUCUGCGAGGAGAAAUCCGUACCAGAAGCUGCCACGUCCUGUGUCUGCACAGUCACAAACAGCAAACACCAGAUUGCGUGCCCGUCCUCUGUCUGCCAGUGAUGCUGAAAUUAAAAACCCAAUGCCCUCAGGCAAGGAAAAAGCAACAGGAAAGCAAGGCAUCUCUGUGCUAGGUCUAUCCAUGGAGGAGAUAAAAGUUCUUCGUCGAGUGAGAGAGGAGAAUGAACGGAGAGGAGGUUUCAUCCGCAUAUUCCCUACUCCAUCAACAUGGGACCUUUACGGAUCGUUUUUAGAGCACAAGACAUCAAUGAACUACAUGCUGGCUACACGUCUGUUUCAGGACAGGGGCAAGAAGAAAACAGACUUUGUCACUGGGAGAUCCCGAGCAGGUUUUAAUGGAAGGCUGGAUGUGAGGCUGGAAGCUGUAGACUCUCAUUCUCUUUUUUAUGAGAGAAAGCUUGUUUCACUGGAGUUACGGAAGCGUCGGCGAUGUCAUGGCAAGGCUAGAACAGCACGGACAAGAUCAUCAGGGACAUCAGACCCAACAAAGCUGUCUCUCAAAUCAGACACAGAAGGUGAGGAGGAAGAGGAGGUGGAUGCAGAUGAAGAUGAAGACUUAGAUAGAACUGUUGGGUCUCUUUUGGACACCCAGGUGAAAAGCAAGCCAAAGCUCUCUGACUUGAUGAAAAAUACUUGUCGGGAGAGGUUGCCAAAAAAGCUUGACAAGGAAACUGGAGGUGGAGGAGAGCCAUUUCUUCGAAAAACAGACUCAGAAUCUCAGUUUAACUUGCUGCAGAUUCUUCAAAAGCAUGGAAAUCUGAGCAAAGUGCAAGCUCGCAGGGCUUUCUCUGCCUAUCUACAGCAUGUUCAGUUGCGGCUGAUGAAGGAGGCUGGUGACCAGAUCCAGAAUCCUGCCUGGGCUGCCAAAGAGGAUGAGCAAAUGGAACUUGUGGUACGCUUUCUGAAGCGAGCUGCCAGCAAUCUUCAGCAGUCCUUGAGGAUGCUGCUCCCCAGCCGUCGUUUAGGACUAAAUGAUCGGCGGCGUAUCCUGGCUCACCAACUGGGCGAGUUCAUAAUCUGUUACAACAAGGAAACAGAGCAGAUGGUUCAGAAGCAACCAAAAAAGAAACGGGAAGAGGAGGAGGAGGGAGUGAAUCCUGAAGGUUUUCAGAACUUUAUUACCAGAGCAAGUGAACGUGACUUGGAGGAAGUGCUGACACUUUACACACACAAAAACAAGUCAGCGAGUGUCUUCCUAGGAACAAGCUCCACAAGCACAAAAUCUAGCAACACCAGUAACCAGCCAGAGAAAGAGCCUCAAGGGGACCAUCCUGAGGUGGUGAAAAAAAUAAAAGGUGAUCAAUCCAAAAGUUCAGUUGCAGAUCUGCCUGCAGAAGGAGCAUUAAAAGGCUAUAGAGCCAAAGAAGUUAAAUCAAACUUUCCAGAAGGACCCACCUUCUCCUCCUUAAAUGCUGAAGUGAAAUUACCUCGGUGCAGCCCUCCUAGUGCUUCUUCUGUUUCUGGUGCCACAUUGCCGAGAAGUACCAGUUCCUGGAUACCAUCUCAGCCUGCAACCUCUGAAAAUUCACAGGUGCCUGGUCACCAUUCGUUGCCAGCUCCUCCAGUUCGACCCAGGCUGAUUCAGUCCCCAUCCCCACUACCCUCCUCACAGAGCACAGCUCCUGACAGCUCUUCUGUCUUCACAAACCCAGUGUUCAGUGCGUCUUCUAGCCUUGCAGGGUUACAUCGUUGUCAUUCUGGUAGCUACACCAUUGGCCCGUUCUCAUCUUUUCAGAGAGCUGCUCAGAUCUACAGCCAAAGAUUGUCCCGACCAUCCUCUGCAAAAGUAGGUUUGUGUCAUCACAGUCCAAGUGGUCAGCGUGUGGGCUCAGCCAGGAUGCACAAAGAUGCAGAAGAUCCUUCUUCCCAGGGCAAACAUUAUAGCCCCAGUAUGGUGGCAGCAGAACUACAGCAGCUGGCCGAAAAGCAAGCAGCCUGUCAGUAUUCCCCACCGAGCCACAUCAGCCUCCUUACACAGCAGUUAACAAACCUGAACUUGGCAAGUGGAGCUAUAAGCAAGGGGACUGCAGCUGCCCCACAGAGCUACCGAUCACCACUCGACAAAAGAGGGUCCUCGUGGGCUGUUCAAUCAGACACUCAUAUAACUGACAAAAGAUCUGUCUCUUCAGCAGUCAGAGCUCCAGAGAAUCAUCGUUUUGCCUGGGAAGGAGAGAUGGAGAACGGUGUCUUCAACAAGGUGACACAGAAUCUGCUGGUACAUCCCAACUGUCAGGUCCAUUUUGCUGUGCAGCAACUUCAGCAGCAGAAACUUCAGUCGCAACAGCUGUUGGAGCAAAGCCAAGCUCGACACCAGGCUCUCUUUGCCAACUACUCACAAUCCAGCACCAGCCAUAUAUCUAUGCCAGCUGGCUCUGAUGCCCGCAAGACAUCAAGUGCCACUUCUAGUAUCCAGAAGGCAGCCAGUUUGCACAAAGUGAUGCCGUUGCAGAGUACGCCUUCUCAUCUGGUCCCAAAGCCUCCAGCAAACAACAGGCAGGCAGUGGUCAGAAAGGCUGCAGCCCAGAGGAUUUCCAAGGUGACCUCCGCUGAAAGGCAACUGAAUGGGUUCCAGAACAGCCUUCACAGUGCUGCAUCCUGUGAGCCAGGGACAAAUUCCACAGGCUGA